AUGUCCGGUCCUGAUCCCACUGAAACGAAUGUGCCAACAUCCCGGCCAUUUACCAAAGCAGAACAUAUCAAGCGAUUAAAUGAUAUUGACAACAGUAUCGCACAACUUCUUGAAUCCGCAGGACUGGCACUCCAGACCUUGUCCUCCUCCCAAGCCUCACUGCCAAUCCCAGAGCGCAAAGCUGCUUUCGAAACCUCAUCGACUACGUACAUCAAGACACUACAAGACAUACAUGUCGGAUUGACGCGCUCAAUAUAUGGUCUAGAAGAGGCAGGUAUUAUACCGGCAGAAAAGGCAAAGGCUAAAGCCGUUCCGCCGAAGAACUUUGGCGACAAGCAAGGUGUUCCGGAAGGAAAGAAUUUUAAAACGGCGACCGAAGCUCAGCACAUCGAAGGUGGAAUGGGGAAGCUGGAUAUUGGCUGGUUAAAUAGUCGGAGUGGGCGUGUGGAUAGGGAUAUGGAAGCUGAGCUGUGGGAGAAGGCAAGACAUUUCUUACAAGAAACACAAUCUGGUACAAGUAACGGCGUAGAUGAUGAUAAAGGGGACGAAGAUGUCGCGAUGGGGGACUGA
Glarea lozoyensis ATCC 20868 is the source of this 570-nucleotide messenger RNA. RefSeq lists its product as uncharacterized. The transcript has 2 exons. Gene Ontology annotation, molecular function: transcription coregulator activity. Gene Ontology annotation, cellular component: mediator complex. The record is from RefSeq and is a predicted model, not a curated record. Bases 1 to 570 code for a protein of 189 amino acids. Gene Ontology annotation, biological process: regulation of transcription by RNA polymerase II. NCBI's taxonomy places the organism in Eukaryota, Fungi, Ascomycota, Leotiomycetes, Helotiales, Helotiaceae.